AUGGAUGCCACCACCAGUGGCACCGGGCAUUCCGUGCAGUAUCACAACAUCGUCGAGAAGCCACUGUCGCUGACCUUCCAGCGGCAGCAGCGGCAUUGCUUCGGCGAGUCAACGCCGGGGGACUUCCCGUUGGCGGCGAAACCCUCCAUCGUCCUUCAUGUCCUCACCGGCUGUAAUCUGGAGCCUCAGGACCUCGCCAGCCUCGAGGCCAGUGCCCACCUUUCCUUCUCCUCGAUCUUAGGAUUGAUAAUGCAAUUGAUUUAGCUCUGUGUUCGUUGCAGGCGACGUGCUCCUUCUUCCGGAAGCCGGCGAAUUACCCCCCGGACUGUAAUCUGUCCAUAGCCGAGCUCGCGGCGCUGGAUAUGUGCCGGAAGAGAGCCAUCUUCAAGUCUGUCUCCCCCGAGGAAGGGGAGAUCAUCAAGCGGAGGUGCGGGGGCACAUGGAAGCUGGUUCUGAGGUUCCUGCUGGCUGGAGAAGCCUGUUGCAGGAGGGAGAAGUCGCUGGCCAUCGCUGGCCCCGGCCACAGCAUCGCCGUCACCUCCGGUGGGCAGGUCUACUCAUUUGGGUCCAACAGCUCGGGGCAGCUCGGCCAUGGCACCUUGGAGGAGGAAUGGAAGCCCCGCUUGAUAAGGUUCUCCUAGAAAAAUUACUGCUCAACUAUUUUAUUGCUUCCAUUUCUCCCUUCCUUUCCCCCUCGCCGGCCAUGAAGAUCAUCCAUCCUGGUUUUUCUGCAGAUCCCUGGUAGGGAUCCGGAUCAUACACGCGGCCGCUGGAGCGGGGAGAACGAUGCUGAUCAGCGAUCAGGGCCACGUUUACGCCUUCGGCAAGGAUUCCUUCGGGGAGGGCGAGAGCGGAGCUCAGGGCUCCACCCUCGUCACCACCCCGAGACCAGUGGAAUCUCUGAAACACAUCUUCGUCGUUCAAGCCGCCAUCGCCAACUUCUUCACGGCUGUGCUCUCGCGGGAGGGAACAGUCUACACUUUCUCCUGGGGCAGCGACGCCAGGCUUGGCCAUCAGACGGAGCCGAACGACCUCGAGCCCCAUCCCCUGCUCGGCGCUCUCGAGGAUAUCCCGGUGGUUCAGAUUGCCGCUGGUUACUGCUAUCUCCUGCUGCUGGCGUGCCAACCGAGCGGCAUGUAAGCAGCUAAUCCACCAUCCACCCGUCUUUCCCGAGAAUUUUGAAGAACUUCGCUCCAAGAUUCAGAUUUUCAAUCCCUCCACCUCUGAAAGCUUGCGUCGAUUUGAUCCGAGGUUUAUUUAUCUGCCGAAUCCUCUCUCGGGUUUUCAUGAGAAUUUAUAAAAAUCUCUCUACGAACGAACGUGGAUCAACUGCCUCAUCCAUAUUCGUCUGUUCUUGCUCACAUCUUCGAUCUUCAGGUCUGUGUAUUCCGUGGGCUGCGGGCUCGGAGGGAAGCUCGGGCACGGGUCGAGGACCGACGAGAGGUACCCGCGCCUGAUCGAGCGGUUCCAGGCGCUGAACCUGCAGCCGACGGUGGUGGCGGCGGGGGCCUGGCACGCGGCCGUCGUGGGCCGCGACGGCCGCGUCUGCACCUGGGGCUGGGGCCGCUACGGGUGCCUCGGCCAUGGCAACGAGGACUGCGAGUCCGUCCCCAAGGUCGUCGAGUCCCUCCUCCCCGUCAAGGCCUCCCACGUCGCCACCGGAGACUACACCACCUUCGUCGUCUCCGACGCCGGCGACGUCUACUCCUUUGGCUGCGGCGAAUCCUCCAGCCUCGGCCACUCCGCCGCCGCCGACGACCCCGCCGCCGCCCAGGUCUCCUCCUCACUCCCUCCCUCUCUCCACAACUCAGAAAAAAAAAAGUUACAGGCAGUGACUGAUCCUGGUUUCUUCUCUUACUCCUCUUUCUUCGGUACAGGGGAACAAUAGGCACGCGAACGUGCUGAGGCCGGAGCUGGUGGCAUCGCUCAAGGAGAAGAAGGAGCGGGUCGUGCAGAUCAGCCUCACCAACUCGAUCUACUGGAACGCGCACACCUUCGCGUUGACCGAAAGCGGGCGGCUGUACGCAUUCGGGGCUGGAGACAAGGGCCAGCUCGGCGUCGAGCUCGCCGACCAGACCGAGCGGGCCAAGCCCGAGAGGGUCGACGUUGACCUCAGCUAG
Messenger RNA from Spirodela intermedia, 2120 nucleotides. NCBI's taxonomy places the organism in Eukaryota, Viridiplantae, Streptophyta, Magnoliopsida, Alismatales, Araceae. The record is from the annotation of a GenBank genome assembly.